This is a messenger RNA of Trematomus bernacchii (emerald rockcod), 1169 nucleotides long. It is a transcript of the gene tex261, whose product is annotated as testis expressed 261. The record is from RefSeq and is a predicted model, not a curated record. Gene Ontology annotation, molecular function: COPII receptor activity. Gene Ontology annotation, cellular component: COPII-coated ER to Golgi transport vesicle; Golgi membrane; endoplasmic reticulum membrane. NCBI's taxonomy places the organism in Eukaryota, Metazoa, Chordata, Actinopteri, Perciformes, Nototheniidae. Gene Ontology annotation, biological process: endoplasmic reticulum to Golgi vesicle-mediated transport. The transcript is spliced from 6 exons. The coding region runs from base 141 to 731 and encodes 196 amino acids.
GGCCCCUUCUUCUCUGCUUUCCUCAAAACAAACAGGCAGGAACUUUGACCGGUGUUCCCGAGCUAGUAACUAGCCUGCUAGCUUUGACUAGUUUUCUGUCUUUUUUUCAUAUUGUUGUGUGUUGUAGCACAUGCGGAGAGAUGUGGUUUAUUUAUUUACUCAGCUGGCUGUCGCUAGUCAUCCAAGUGUCCUUCGUUACGCUAGCAAUAGCUGCUGGCCUGUACUACUUGGCAGAACUAAUAGAAGAAUACACAGUAGCCACCAGUCGAAUAAUAAAGUACAUGAUAAUGUUCUCCACAGGGGUGCUGGCCUGUCUCUAUCUCUUUGAGAGCUUCCCAGUGCUGAUGGUGGGGGUCGGCCUCUUCACCAACCUGGUGUACUUUGGCCUCCUGCAGACUUUCCCUUACAUCGCGCUGAGCUCCCCAAACUUUAUCCUUUCCUGUGUGUUGGUGGUGGUGAACCAUUAUAUGGCCUUCCAGUUCUUUGCACAAGAGUAUUAUCCCUUCUCAGAGGUGCUGGCGUACUUCACCAUCUGCUUGUGGGUGAUCCCCUUCGGCUUCUUCGUGUCCUUGUCAGCGGGGGAGAACGUGCUUCCGUCCACCAUGCAACAAGGAGAUGACGUGGUGUCUAAUUACUUCACCAAGGGCAAGAGGGGGAAGAGGUCUGGGAUCCUCGUGGUGUUCUCGGUCCUGAAGGAGGCAGUGCUGCCCAGCAGACAGAAGAUGUACUAAGGGGCUCGGGGGGGGCAGCCUCAGGGUCAGGAGGUGUAUGAGUGAGUGAGUGAAUGUGUGUGUGUGUGUGUGUGGAGGAUUAAGGGGAAGUAGGAAGGACUCUGGGAAUUUGUUUUCUGGAUGGGACUAAAACGAAACAGUGGCCAUAUUGGGAAAAAGAGGAAGGACCAAUGAACGGAUCGGAGCUUCCUGCUGGACGAGAUUACACCGGCCGCGGUCGUCUCUUUGUUUCUCUCUUUGUCUGUCUGACUGCCAACAACAUCAACUUAAAGACCCCUUUGUGGGGAUCGGUUCUGUAGCGCAACGCUUUGUUAUUCACAUGUUGGACAUUUUUUAAAUCUUUGGUAUUAAAAUAUGUUUGUGAAAAGGUCUGACAUUUAACACCCACCUGUACGUUUUGACUUGGGAGAUAAAUAAUUUCGUGUUUUUUUUCCUGGA